Molecule: messenger RNA, 1707 nt
Organism: Dictyostelium purpureum
Lineage: Eukaryota; Evosea; Eumycetozoa; Dictyosteliales; Dictyosteliaceae
Exons: 1
Coding region: 1-1707 (568 amino acids)
Cellular component (GO): cytoplasm
Source: RefSeq, a predicted model, not a curated record
AUGUCAUUGCUAUCAGUAUUCCCCAGGGCAGGUGACCUUCUAUUCUCACAAAAUAGUUCAAUUGCAAACUCAUUUAAAAUAGAUUGGACAUCAUCAACUUCAGAAGAAAUGGUACUAAAUCAAUUGGGUUUACCAUUACAAGUAAUUGGUAGUAAUAAUGUAUUUUUACAACCAUAUUUACCCCUACAACAAAUGAAUUCAUUAUUACCAACAAACAAUAGUAGUAAUAAUAACAACAGAAAUUUAAAUAAUAAUAGUAAUGGUUAUUUUGUUGGUACAAGUAAUAAUUUAUUUUUAAAAUCACCUCCAUCAACAACACACGCAAUUGUAGAUAUUCAGAGUGGCGAGAUUCAUUUUAGAGACCAAACCUUAAAUAAAUCAUUAGAGCUAACAUCUUCAGAUCGUAGAUUUAUAGAUAAUGUUUUUGAUAAAGUAGAGUUACUCUAUAAUAGUACAAAUAAUGUUUAUAAGAAUCAAAAUCAAAGUAAUAGUAAUAAUAGUAAUAACAAUAAUAAAAAUAACGAAGACGAUCACUUUAAAGAAGGUUCAGAAAAGUGGAUUAGGGAUCAAUUUGAAAACUAUAUUGUUUGUUUGUUAAGUUCAGUUUGUAGAUUUAUUAAACAGGAGGAUGUAAAUACAGUAAUAACAAAUAUGGAUCAAUUAUCUCAAUACAAUGAUAGCUGGAUAAAGAAAUGGGCAUAUACAAAAAAUUUUAACAUAUGGAAAAAAGCAAUGUUUAAUAAUUUACCAUUACCACAGCUUAAUUACCCAGUUCAUCCAUCUGGCCCACCAUCAGAUAUGUUAGAUAAAUUUCAAGAUAAAAUUACUGCUUCAAUGAAAGACCUAAAACCAAUAACUUCACAAUUUUCAAAAUAUUUAUCAAUUACGUCAUCAUUGUUUUUUACAGGUACAGUUAAUAGUAAUAGUAAUAACAGUAAUAAUAGUAAUAAUAAUAAUAAUAACAAUAAUAGUGAUUAUAGAGAUUAUGACGAAAUAAACAAUAAUACCCAAACCCAUAAUAAUAGUAAUAACAACACAUUUAUAAUAAAAUCAAGUAACAGUGAAGAGUAUUUGUAUAGUAAUGACGAUGCUAUGUUUGAUGGAACCAAUGUAAAUUGGAGUAAAGUUCAAGAAAGGAGUAUUAAUGCAGCAAACAAAGCAGUAAAUGCUGUUAAACCAAUGGUAUCAAAUAGCAAAGUAAUUGCAAAGCAGCUAUCAAACUCUUUAAUGAGCUAUAUAGCUCCAAUGCCUUCCGAUAUUAAUGUCAACAACGAGCUUGAUGAAUCAAAUAAUGAUUUAUUUGAAUCGCCACCAAAUGAAUUUGACUUUCUUGGUAAUUACUAUAGUAACAAUACAUCACCUAUAAAAUCAGUCGACAAUAAUAGUAACAGUAGCAGUGAUAGUAAUAGUGGUGGCAUGAACAGAAACAAUAGCUCAGGUAAUAUGGUUAGAAACAAUAGUUCAGGUAAUAUGAUCAGAAAUAAUAGUUCGGGUAAUAUGGUCAGAAAUAAUAGCUCAAGUAAUAUGAAUAUACCCAUUAUCCCAACAACCUCGAAAAAAAUAGUAAACAUAAUUUCAACUUCAUACGAUGAUAACGGCGAUGACUAUUUAUCACAAUCAAGAUCAACAACCACAACAACUUCAUCCAAAAAAUCUUAUGAAUUGGCAUCAGACAUUCAAUCAUUAGACGAUAUUUACGAACUUUAA